UUGUCAAAGAACGCGCGGAAGAGACUGGCCAAAGCACAGAAAUGGGAAGAAGGACGUGAAUGGCGCAAAUCCAUGAGAAAGCAAAAAUCGGUAGAGCGGCGAGAGAAGAAACGAGCUGAGAAGAAGGAUGAAGUGGCACGGCUCGCUGCUGAAGGGCUUGAGCCGCCCAAACCUACGUUCAUCAAGCCGGUUCAAGUGCCUAUUACAAUCAUUUUCGAUUGCGACUUUGAUAAUUUGAUGCUGGACAAGGAGAUUAUUUCUCUAGGAUCACAGAUUACGCGGGCGUAUUCGGACAAUAAGAAUUCAAAGUUCAGAGCAAAUAUGGUCUUUAGUUCAUUUGGCGGCAAGUUGAAGGAAAGAUUCGAAGGCCCGCUGGCAGGUCAUUACAAGUCGUGGAAGGGGACACAUUUUACGGAAGAAGACUUUGUUGCUGCGUCCGAGGAGGCCAAAAACAGGAUGAAGAACAACAAGGGAGAAGUUAUCUAUUUGUCUAGUGACAGCGACACUACUUUGACGGAACUAAAGCCGUACAGCACAUAUAUUAUUGGUGGAUUGGUCGACAAGAACAGACACAAAGGCAUUUGCCAUAAACGUGCAGUCGAACGCGGCAUCAAGACUGCCAAGCUUCCGAUUGGAGAGUACCUGCAAAUGGCGAGCCGUUUCGUCUUGGCUACAAACCACGUGUCGGAGAUCAUGGUUCGCUGGCUAGAGCUAGGAGAUUGGGGUGAAGCAUUUAUAUCAGUACUGCCCAAACGCAAA
This is a messenger RNA of Xylona heveae TC161, 759 nucleotides long. RefSeq lists its product as hypothetical. The record is from RefSeq and is a predicted model, not a curated record. Gene Ontology annotation, biological process: tRNA N1-guanine methylation. Gene Ontology annotation, cellular component: nucleus. NCBI's taxonomy places the organism in Eukaryota, Fungi, Ascomycota, Xylonomycetes, Xylonales, Xylonaceae. The annotation marks the transcript as partial. Gene Ontology annotation, molecular function: tRNA binding. The transcript has 2 exons.